UUGGCUGGCCACCGAAGAUCAAACUGAAAGCUUAUUCAACAUCUGCAAAAAUUUAACAGACAAGACCACCGAUUAACACCACAGUGGAGCAACUGUGAAUAAAUUGAAACCGGGGAGAGCUCGUUUCUAGGAUCCGAGGGCAAGAAGCAUCAUGGUGCCCUACGUCCUUGGCCACCUGAAACAUAUUUGGUUGAGCCUGGUUCAGAAAGACAACCGGUAAUUACUAUCAUCUUUGAACAUCCACGGUGGAUGCUCGCAAUCUCCCCAAGACAAGUCCUGGCUAUUCGGAGAAGACCUUGUUUCCAGAAAUAUAUGUCGCCUGUACAUAAUAUGAGAAGCCGGUUUUUGAAAAGGGAGGAACCCGUUUGUGAUAUCUAAGGAUCUAGAACCUAGACGGACCCAACGUUCUGUGCUGUCCUACUAGACUAGAGCGAGGAAAACAGUUGUUGCGAAUUCAGUUCUUCGUCGGAUUGAAGAUGUCUCGGUCGAGAACCGCCGUCAUUAUUGACAAUGGGUCAGGACUCUGCAAAGCGGGUUUUUCUGGAGAAGAGGCUCCCAGGACCAUGGUGGCUACGAUUGUCGGCUACCCAAAGACCCACGCAAUCAUGUUUGGCCCCGUUCAGAGAACGUCUUACGUCGGCAAGGAAGCCCAAGCCAAAAGAGGAAUCUUAUCUUUUAAAUACCCAGUGGAACAUGGGAUAGUGACCUCCUGGGAUGAUAUGGAGAAGAUCUGGAGAUACAUCUACAGGCAUGGUCUCAAGGUAAGAGCCAAGGAGAGGCCGGUGCUGUUGACCGAAGCACCCAUGAACCCAACGGCAAACCGAGAGAAGAUGACAGAGAUUAUGUUUGAGCAUUUCCAAGUCCCAGCGAUGUUUGUAGGCCUUCAAGCUUUGAUGGCCUUGUACGCUUCUGCUCGUACCACAGGGUUGGUUUUAGAUAGCGGUGCCGGAGUCACUUUGACUGUCCCCAUCUACAAAGGCCACUGCUUGCUCCAUGCCAUCUCCAGGAUGAAUUUCGCGGGGCGUGAUAUCACCAGGUAUCUCUCGACCCUCCUGUUGGAGAGCGGGCAUAACUUCCUGAGCUCUGCCGAGAAGGAGAUUGUGAAGAACAUCAAGGAGAACCUGUGCUACGUGGCUCUGGAUUCAAGUCGCCCGAAAGACAAAGUGUCCGUCCGCGAAUACACACUCCCGGAUGGCAGGCCUGUCGAGAUCGGAGACCAGCUCUUCCGAGCUCCCGAAUCCCUUUUUAACCCGACGGAUGCUGGCGUUACGGCACCGGGGAUCCACCAAAUGAUCGCCGAGACCAUCUCCAAAUGUGAAGGAAGCAUCCGCCAGGACCUCUGGAGAAGCCUUAUCGUAGCGGGAGGAUCUACCCUGUUUCCAGGUCUCUGCGAACGUCUUCUCAAAGAGCUAAGAAGUCUAGGCCCUCAGGGCCUGCCGACCAAACUGGAAGCUCCGGCGAACCGGAUACAUUCCGUCUGGAUUGGCGCGUCGGUCCUCACCAGCUUGCCUUCUUUUCAGGACAUGUGGGUCACGCAGCGAGAAUACAGAGAGGUUGGCUCCACGGUGCUGCAGAAGAAAUGCUUCUGAGAAGAAUAAAUGGGGCAAUUAUGAAAGGCCCCCCCUCCUCAUCCCACCUUCCAAAAGAAAAAAAAAUUGAUUGGAAAUGCUGGCGAGGGGCUAGUAAACCUUUCCACAAAAAACAG
Molecule: messenger RNA, 1705 nt
Organism: Pantherophis guttatus
Lineage: Eukaryota; Metazoa; Chordata; Lepidosauria; Squamata; Colubridae
Product: actin-like
Source: RefSeq, a predicted model, not a curated record